GGUAGAAAAUGACUCAGGAAGCGAAAGGGCCAGGAAAAAGCAGGAGAUUCCUAGAGCGGCCCGGAGCGCCUCUCUCUUCCCCCUUUUCUUUCCCCCUCUUCCUGGCACUUGGAGCGUCGAGGAGGGUCGGUGAUUUCCUGCGCCAAAAGUGGAGCUGGAGCCUUGCUGAAAAGUGGGGGAAGAGCCAGCUGGGCCGAGAAAUACUGCAAGAGAGGCGAAGCGAGGAGGGGCGAAGGAAAAGGAGGCAGGCUUGGCUCAGAAAAUAUCGACAGGACAUCAGGAUCAGGGAAACAUGGAUGCUGGUGAGGGGAAUUCCACCACUGGCUCAGUGAAGAAGAGAAAGUACUAUUGCUGUUUUAAGGACGAUUGGUGCAAAGAAGAUGCAUUCAAAAACUGGCUCCGGAAGAUCGACGGGAUGACAGCAGAAUGCAUUCUGUGCCAUCAAGGCUUCUCCAUAAAAUACGAGGGAAGAAGAGCGGUGACCAGCCAUGCGGACAGCUCCAAGCACAGGGAAUCGGAGAAACAGCAUAAAGACAUGCCGCAAAUCCCGGUGCUUUUAACCGAAACUGACGUCUACCAGGAAGACAUGGUGACCGUUGCAGAACUGGGGCAGGUUUAUCACAACAUCGUGCACCAGCUAAGUUACGCGAGCGAAGAUUGCGCAUACAAAAUGCUCUCGGGGAUUUUACCUGAUUCCGUUGUGGCAAGAAAAAUGUCAUGCGGAGCGGCAAAAGCCACCAGCAUCGCAGUGACUGUUUUGGCCCCCAAAUCUCAAGAGCUUUUGUUGAAGGAGUUGGAGGAAGUGCCGUUUUUUUCAGUUGGCUCUGACGCCUACAACAAGGGAAGUAGGCAAUAUUUCCCCGUGACCAUACGUUACUUUUCGGCGACAGAAGGAAUUAAGCACGGCUUGCUUGAUUUUUAUAGCGAAUUGUCGAGCGAUUCAGUUGCGUCACGGAUUGCCACUAUUCUACAGGAAAACGGUCUGAGUGUGACCCGGAUGGCCUCGUACAUGAUUGAUAAUGCCUCUGUGGAUUUUGGGAAACACUGGUCUGUGUUCCAGGACCUCAAACAGCUUAAUGGUGGACUGAUACAGGUGGGGUGUAUGGGCCACGUGAUCCACAAUUGCCUCAAGAAGGCAAUGAGGGCACUCAGUUUUGACGUCGAAACCUUCGUCCUCAAGGUGUACAGCGAGUUUUCAUCCUCUACCAAAAGGAUAGACUCUCUUAUGUCUUUUUACGAGUUUGUGGAAACAGAGUACAAAGAUGUGCUUCAGCACGUCACGACAAGGUGGCUGUCCCUCCUGCCUGCUGUUGACCGUAUCCUUGAAAGCUGGUCCGUGUUGAGGGCGUACUUCUUGUCACUGGGGGAGGACGAGUGCCUCAAGAUUGUGUGGGAGGCAUUCAGUGCAGACGAACACGCAUCCCUCCCGCUGUGUUAUGUUCACUUCAUUCACAACCUGAUGAGGAUUUUUUCCGAGUCCGUGAAGAAACUGGAAUGCGACCACGUCACCUGCACGGAAUUGCACAGCGUCCUGGAAAACCUCCAUGCCAAGCUCAAGAGAAGGAAGGAGGACAAAUUCUACGGGAAAUCGUCCCAGGUCAUUUUAAGCAACAUCUCUGCGUUCGAGAACCGAAAAUUCACCGAGGAAGCGGAGAAGACGCUGUCCCGGUGCAUCGCAUACCUGGAGCAGUGGUAUUAUUUUGAGACGUCGAUUUUCGAGCAGAUGGCGGUGCUCUCGUUGAACAGCGAGGUGAAGUGGUUCGAUUUGGUGACCCUGGUGACGGCCCUCUGUAUCGAUAUUGACAUCGACCAGCUGUACAACGAGUACUGCGUAUUGCAGAAACUCCGAGAAGAGAUUGUCUCCAAGGAGCAGAAAGUUGAUCAGCGGUGGGUGAAAGUUUUCAGGCAAAUCCCAGAACGUGCGGAGAGCCAGCUGCUGAAGUUAGUCUCUUUCGUGCUUUCCAUUCCUGUGUCCAACGCUUUCUGUGAGAAAGUUUACAAUCUCAUGGCCCAGCUGUGGAGCAAGGACAAAAACAGACUGAGCGACUGUGUGGUGAAAGCCGAGCUGCAGGUCCAACUGAACUUCAACAUUUCCUGCGCAGACUUCCACGAGUUCCUGUACAAGAACCCGGAGUUGCUUAGAGCAGCAAGGGGCGAGCCAGAAUACAAGUGUAAAAAGGAGGAACCAGAAGAUGACAUUCCACAGGCAUCAUAACUUUAAUGUGUUCAUCCUGCCUUUUACAGAAGAAAUUCAGCGUAUGUAUGAACCAGCACAUCAUGGCUGCAAAUAAUAACCCUCAAUAAAUGUUGCUGGAGGACCAAAAACUCUGAGGGGGGGAGAACCCAUCUCGGAUCCCUUGUGAACUGGAUACCUUCUUCUAAAUCAGCUAAGUCGGUGGCCAAUGGGAUAUGAUAUAGUUACAACAUCAAGAAUAAUGGGCUGCGUUCUCCUCUCCUUCACCAGUGGCUGCGGUGCUGUGAUCUUAUAGACUGCUCAAAGUAGUUUGAUGGAACAGAUGAAAUUGGAUGUGAUUACUGUACUGUUACAAGCUUAAUUUGUUUCCUCCAGAAGCGAGUCACAGUCUGAAACCAAAUUAGACAGGAAUAGUUGUUAAUGCCCUAACUAUACUCUUUGCUGUGAACUACAAUGUACUUUGCAGUAUCCCAUAAUCUAGUCUAAUCAUUUCUAGGGGUGGCCGCUUGUCAGCUGACCCAUUAAAACAUUGGCAGUUCUAAUAGAAGUUUAGGCAAUGUUUAGAUGGGUCACCUGACCAGCGUGCUAAUCCUAAGAGGCAACCACGAAUCAAAUACCAUCAUGGGUUAGGCUAGGGUUGCCAGGUUGUUCCUUUAGCGCCAGUGGUGGGAUUUGGGGGGCAUUUCCGGAGCGGAUGGGGACGUUGCGCGAUGUGCUGGUGUCGCUUCCGGAAGUGAUGUUUGUGUGUUGGUGACGUCAGGGGAGAGACACUCUGCUUUGGGGGCAAAAUAUGAUUUGAGGGCGAUUUUACCAUAGAGCAUUGCCCCCCGUGUCACCGGCUGGCAUCACUUCUGGAAGAGAUGAAAGCAUAUUGCACGUGACUUCGCUGUUGGGGGCGGGAUUUCCUCUCGCCAGCCAGCUGGUCCACUGCAGGAAGGAGCACAGAAAAGUGGGGAAACCCCCACCUGGAUCUGGGGAAUGGUAAGCUUAGGUUGUCAGCUGACCUUUUAAAAUUUCAUUCUCCUGUCCUUUGAUAGCAGAGGAAGGAGGAGGGCUGCUUGCCAUGAGUUCUGCAGCAGAGCAAGAGCGCCUCCUGUUGGCCACCUGCUAUAUAACUGCAGGGAUCUCUGGGAAAAAUCGGCCUUUAAGAAUUUGUUUUUGUUUUGUCUAUUUUGGAAGUUGCUGUUACUUAGCUUUAUUUCUGUUUUAAUUUUUUUUUCUGAAUUGAAACUGCAGGCUGACCCUGGUUUUCCCCUAUAAAAGCCAAAGGGAUGGAGAGUUCACAUCUAUAGAACCUCACCUAAUAUUGUUUAAACGUUAAGAGUAAUGCAUUAUAGGGUUUUUAAAAGUGUUUCACAGGAACAACUGACCAGUUUGUUUUGUUAAUUAGCAACAGUAUCAAACCUGUUGAUGAAAUUAUCUUUUGUUGCUAUUCUAAUAAAGCUUAUGUUUAGAAAAAAAA
This is a messenger RNA of Heteronotia binoei (common prickly gecko), 3656 nucleotides long. RefSeq lists its product as uncharacterized. The transcript is spliced from 3 exons. The coding region runs from base 293 to 2215 and encodes 640 amino acids. The record is from RefSeq and is a predicted model, not a curated record. Lineage: Eukaryota; Metazoa; Chordata; Lepidosauria; Squamata; Gekkonidae.